AUGUAAUCUAAUUUUACUUUUAAUAUUAAAGUUUCUCCUAAAUAGAGUGACGAAUUUAGACCUCAUCAAAUUAAAGUAGAUCUUUCAUUAGCUCCUUUAAAAGAAUAUACUGAGUCAGUUCGAUCAGUCAAUUUUCCUUCUUCUGAAAUUUAAUUAUUGCAAUAACCUAUUGUACCAGCAAGGACUAGUAUACAUAUUAAAAAAGUAUAUCUAAUCAAUUAUUCAGCUAAAUAGAAAUAGUGAAAGAAUGCUUAUAAUAAAAAAAGAUAAAGAUGCAUCAGAAUAUUAAAAAUCAUAAAAAAAUGUUAUGAUAUAUAAAAUGUUUUAAACAGAAUCAUUAGUAAGGAAAUUUAUAGAUAAACUAAAAAAAUAAGCUUAUAUCUUACCUAAAGUGAUUUCAAAUAAAAUGCAGAACUUUUUAAAAGAAAAAUAUAUUGAUGAUGAUGUAAUUUUAGAUAAAUUAAGGACAUCAAAUCAAUAAUCUAAUAAAGAGCUAUUUCCAAUUUUAAACCCAACUGCCAUCAUAAUAUUUUCCUGGAAUAUAUUGAGAGCUCUUUAAUUAAUGUUUUUGACAUGGUGGUUACCAUUUAAAGUAGCAUUUCAACCAAAUUAUUAUUUUGAUCACAUAGAACUAUCCUUAAUCUAUAUAUUCAUUUUGGAUAUAAUUUUAAAAUUAAAUUAAGGUUUCAUAAAAGAAGGAGAUUAUAUCAUGAAUAGAACAUAAAUACUAAAGCAUUACAUCUAGACAGAACUUACUGAAGAUACUAUCUAUUUUUUUACUCAAUUGAUUGUAAUUGGUUAAAUCGAGAUUUAAAUUAAUAUCUUUUUUGAAAUAUUAGUUUUGAUUUAAUUUGCUUUGAAUUAUAAAAAGCUAAAGAAGAAAAUAAAAAAAUUUGAAGAAAUAUUUGCAACUAAAGCAGGAUAUAUCUAAUUAACUAAUUUAUUACAACUUAUUAUUACAGUAUUUUAUUUUGCUCAUCUUAUGGCUUGUAUUUGGUAUUAUGUUGGAGUUAAAAGUUUAAAUGUUUAUGAAUUAUCUUGGACUAAUAAAUUGUAACUUAAUUCUUCAGAUCCUCUUUAUUAUUAUUUGUAUUCAUUUUAUUGGGCAACAACAACAAUGGUAACUGUUGGUUAUGGAGAUAUAUCAGCUUAAAAUAGUUACGAGGUAUUGUGUGCUACUGUUUUAAUGAUAAUCUCAACAGGAAUGUUUGCAUAUGCUAUCAAUCAAAUAGGAGAUAUAUUUACUAAUAUUGAUACUGAAUAAUAAAAUUAUAAACGUACUCUAUUAUUAAUUAAUAAUUAUAUGAAAAAAAAUUAAGUGGAUCAAUAAGUUUAAAGUAGAAUCAGAAAUUACAUUAAAUAUUAAGCUAAAAUAAAACAAUAAAGUUAAAAUGAUGAAAUAGAAUAAAUUUUAAAAUAACUUCCUUCUUAUAUUUUUGCUGAUCUUUAAAAAAAUAUUUAAACCAAAAUUAUGUCUGAAAUAUCCUUUUAUAAAUCUAAUUUUUCUAAAAAUGUCAUUCCAAUUAUAUCUUAAACAUUAUAAAUAUAAUCUUAUACUCCUAAGGAAAUCAUAUAUUAAUAAGGUUAAUUAGAUGAUUGUAGUUUAUAUACUGUUUGGAAAGGGGAAGUUUUAAUAGUUGAAAAUUCAUCUGGAAAACUUUUGGCAACUCUUGCAAAAGGAUAAAGUUUUGGUGAAAUUGAAUUUUUAACCUCUUAACAUAGAUAAUUUACUGCCAUAAGCAAAGAUUUAAGUUAAGUUUUAAGAAUGCCAAGAGAAACCUUUUUGAAAAUUAUCAAAAAUUCUAAAAUUGAUGUUGAACACUUUCAUAAACUAAAAGAUUAGUUAAUUUUAUAUCAAAUAAAUUAAAUAUCAUCAUGCUAUUGUUGUUCAGAAAAUCAUAGUGUAAAUGAUUGUCCUUAUACUUUUUAUAAACCUAAUCUAGAUAUUUUAAGAUAAAGAGAAAAUGCUUAAGAAGUAGUAUCAAUUAGACAAACUUAUGAAAGAACUGGAGAUAAAAAAGGAUUUUUUUAACUUUAAACUUUAAAAUCAAAUACUGAUGAUAAAGAAGAGUUAGGAUCUAGAAUUCAUUCAAUAAAAAAUGAAACUGCUCCUGCAGUAAGUCCUUCUAGACCAAAAACAAAAACAAUUACUCAAAUUCAUUAUAAGAAUUAUGGAUAGUCUAAUCCUAAAGAAGAUGAAAAAUAAAUAGAAAGUCCUUUUUUUGCAUAAAGUUAAACAGAAAUUUAAAAUGAGUAAAAUCCAAAUAAAUUAAGCAUACAUUAAUUAUUGGAACUUCCAUCAAUAAAAAAUAGACAAUCAUAAUCAAAUAAUUAAAUUGUAAUAUCUUCUUUAAGUUAACUUGAAUUGAUAGAAUAAGAAUUUUUAAAAGUAUUUAUGCUAGACAUAGAUAAAAUUGGAAUAUUUUAAAGUUAUUUUCCUUAAAAUAACUUAGAAGUGAUCUUAUUAUCUUUUAGAAAAUAUAUGAGAAGUAAGAAAGUAGUUAUUACUGAAACUCUUGGAGAUUUGACAAGAAGGAAAAUAUAAACAGAAAAUAACUAAUUUUUUUGA
Messenger RNA from Paramecium pentaurelia, 2569 nucleotides. Lineage: Eukaryota; Ciliophora; Oligohymenophorea; Peniculida; Parameciidae. The record is from the annotation of a GenBank genome assembly.